Octopus sinensis (East Asian common octopus) is the source of this 1919-nucleotide messenger RNA. RefSeq lists its product as uncharacterized. NCBI's taxonomy places the organism in Eukaryota, Metazoa, Mollusca, Cephalopoda, Octopoda, Octopodidae. The transcript has 3 exons. Bases 782 to 1726 code for a protein of 314 amino acids. The record is from RefSeq and is a predicted model, not a curated record.
UCUUCAACCGGAUAUUUAUCUCAGACUUUCAAAAUCCAAGAGACAUUUCGCUGCCAUUCAAAACCCGUCCACCCCAAGAAAGACCCUAUUUGUUGUGAGAUUUAAAGUUAAAUGUUAAAGAAAUUCUAUUAACAUAUUAUUCUAUAACAUUUACGCAGUAACACACUUCACAACAAACUCUGACUUUUUAUAAUUACAGGGAAUUUGUCUGAUAUUUGUUUUUUCUUCUCUUCUGUUAUUCUUCACUCACAACUUUACUGCUUCAUUUACGGAAAAAAAGAUAUAGACGAGAUAACUCCUAAGGCCUGUCUUACUCAGACAGAUGUGAACAUAAUUUGUUACAUGUUAAAUUGGGCUGUACGCCAACACAUUCAGUUAAAGAAGACAAGAUUGGUAUAUUCGGUAAAUUUGGACAAGUAUACCUGCAUUCGGUUCACCAAGAGAAAAAAAAACCCUGAUUUUUCACCUGGAAAAGUAUCAUUCCCGCCAAAACUCUAAUAGGGGAACUAAUGCGUUUCAUUUUUGCGUGGGGAGAGAGAGACAAUCAAUGUUUUCACUCUACAAAGAAGCGAUUUAAAAGAAAUAUAUGCUUAUAGAAAACUAUUGUAUCUUUUUAAAAUAUCCUUAAUUUACAUAUUGUAUGUUGUAUGCGUGUGUGUUUUUUUAUUUGUUUUCUCUUCCACAGUACUUGUUCAUUUCUGUGUGUGUGCGUGAGAGAGAGCUGAAAAGCAUAUAAAAAUAAGCGGAAUUUGCAAAGCUGUUCGGAUUUAAUUCUACCGUGAUGUCGUGUGCAACCUGUCAGCGCAUAUACUAUGAUUGCAUCUAUGAUUUUUAUAAGCAGAAUGAAGAAUCUAUUGUAUUCCUCCGGAACCAUGGUGUUCUGCCCACUGAUGUAAUAUGUCCACGCUGUCGGAGUGAAUGCGUGUAUAUAAAGGAAGAGCAUCUCUGGCAGUGCAGGAGCUACACUGACGCUGAAUCUAGAAAACGGCAGCAGUGUCGUUAUUCAGUAUCGGACUUUAAAGGAUCCUUUCUUGAUAAUGCACUCAUUCCUCCGUGGAAAGUCGUUCUUUUCGUAAACGAAUUUCUAAAUCAAACUUGGAGUGAUAUGAUACUGAUGGCGAAGCAGGAAAUGUGUUUAAGAGCUCAAGAAUGGAGGUCGUUCUGUUGUGGAGUAACAGAAAACUGGCUUCACAAACAGGAACAAAUAGGUGGAGAAUCAAUUGAGGUCGAAAUUGGUGAGGCCUUAAUUGUCCACCGGAAACCUGACAGGGGUCCAAUUUUGAACCAAGUUUGGUUGUUUGGUGGAUUAGAGCGAACCAGUAAGCGUCGUUUCGUUGUGCCACUAAUAAAUAAGGAGCGUGACAAAGCGACACUGGUUCCUCUCAUCCAGACAUUUAUCAAACCUGGCUCAGUUAUUUAUAGUGAUACAGGGGCUGCCUACAGUGAUUUAAGCAGUUUGGGUUAUCACCAUUACGUGAUAAACCAUUCUGAAAAUAGUGAUCAAACGCAUAUUCACACACAAAACAUUGAACGUUUGUGGAGGGAGAUAAAAUGGAGUAUGAGAAGGCUGUCAAGUACUGGAUCCAAAUAUUUCCAUCAAUAUCUGGCCAGAUAUUUAUUUAUUUCCUCAGAGAAGGACAAGACAGUAUUACACCACAAAUUUUUUCGAGAGGCAGCUCAAUUAUAUGUACCCCUCUCGGACCAGCCAUGUCCUUCAACUACAUAAGGACUUAUGUCUCUCCUCUCUUUCUUAGAAGGCUCUCUCUCUCUCUCUCUCCUUACCUACACGGAAAUGAAACGCAUUAGUUACCCGAUUAGUUUCAGCGGGAAAAACUUGUGAAAGGAAACUGAUUUUUGUUUUUCAAACCCUCAAUACUGUUUCUGCAAUCUGGGAUUAAUGUAUCCAGUGAUCUUAAGAG